Fusarium keratoplasticum is the source of this 1812-nucleotide messenger RNA. Its product is annotated as Alpha-1,2-Mannosidase. The record is from RefSeq and is a predicted model, not a curated record. The transcript has a single exon. NCBI's taxonomy places the organism in Eukaryota, Fungi, Ascomycota, Sordariomycetes, Hypocreales, Nectriaceae. Gene Ontology annotation, biological process: N-glycan processing; carbohydrate metabolic process. Bases 1 to 1812 code for a protein of 603 amino acids. Gene Ontology annotation, molecular function: mannosyl-oligosaccharide 1,2-alpha-mannosidase activity; calcium ion binding. Gene Ontology annotation, cellular component: endoplasmic reticulum; Golgi membrane.
AUGCUGUUCCGCACACGAGGGCUCGUCUUGGUAGGCGGCGUGAUGACGCUGGUCCUCUUCUUCUUUUGGACCAGCAAGGCCCCUGGACCUGGCUACUACAGCGCCGGCGGCUUCCAGAACCACGGCUGGCCCGUGAAGGCCUCGCUCUGGCGAACCGACCAGGAUGCGAGCUACCUCUGGAGUUCCGUCAAGGUCAAUUAUCCCCAUUCCGCCUUCCAGCCGCUGCCCACCGCCGCCCCCAUCAAGUACCCCAAGGUCCAGGCCACGUUCCCCGAGUUCACGGUGAGCGCCGCCGAGCUGCGCCGUGAGCGACAGCAGGCAGUCAAGGAGACCUUUACACGAUGCUGGAACGCGUACAAGAAGCACGCGUGGAUGGCCGAUGAGCUCAGCCCCGUGUCCGGAGGCCAGACCAAUCCCUUUGGCGGCUGGGCCGCUACUCUGGUUGAUUCGCUGGACUCGCUGUGGAUUAUGGACAUGAAGGAUGAGUUCAACGAGGCUGUUGCUGCUGCCGACGAGAUCGACUUUACCAAGACGGAUCUCAAGGAAGUCAACAUUUUCGAGACAAACAUUCGCUAUCUCGGAGGCUUCCUCUCUGCUUUUGAGCUCAGCAAUGACAUGCGUCUGUUGCGCAAGGCCGUCCAGGUUGGCGAGAUGAUCUACAAGGCCUUUGACACACCCAACCACAUGCCCAUCGCCCGCUGGAACUUCCAGGCCGCCAAGGAGGGCAAGGACCAAAUUGCCGGCGCUGGCGUUCUCCUUGCUGAGAUUGGCAGCCUGUGCAUGGAGCUUACAAAGCUCUCACAGCUGACGGGCGACCCUAAAUGGUUUGACGCGUCGCAGACUAUCAUGGACCUGUUGGCCGUGCAACAGGGCUCGACGAUGCUGCCAGGCCAAUGGCCUCUGGUUGUGGAUGCUAAGAGCCAGGUCUUCAACCAGGGGAAUACUUUCACUCUUGGGGCUAUGGCAGAUUCUGUGUAUGAGUAUCUGCCCAAGAUGGCUGCCAUGAUGGGUGGCCAGCUGCCCAUCUACCAGACCAUGUAUGAAAAGGCUAUGGACACGGCGCUGCAGCACAACCUGUUCCGGCCGAUGACACCUGAGAACAAGGACAUUCUCAUCUCUGGGCAGAUUCACGCCAAGAACAAGGACGGACAGAUUCAGCUUGAGUUGGAGAGCCAAGGCCAGCAUCUGGUGUGUUUCCUUGGAGGCAUGAUGGCGCUGGGCGGACGACUGUUCAACCGCGAGCAGGACAUUGACGCCGCCGUCAAGCUCACCAAUGGAUGCAUCUACACAUACCAGGCGUUCCCGCACGGAAUCAUGCCUGAGACCUUUUACAUGGUUCCCUGCGCCAGCCAAGAGGCGUGUGAAUGGGAUGAGAAGCGAUGGAAGGAGGGCGUUCUGAAGGAGGCUAAGAUCCAGGAAAGCGACACGGCGCAGGUGGACGCGAUUAUCAAAGAUGAGCAUCUCCCCAAAGGCUUCACAAAGAUCCCGGAUCGCCGAUACAUCCUGCGCCCCGAGGCCAUCGAGAGCGUCUUCAUGCUUUACCGGGUGACGGGCAAGCCCGAGUUUGCUGAGCACGCGUGGACCAUGUUCAAGGCUAUCGAGGAGGCCACCAAGACGGAGCUGGCCAACACGGCUGUAUGGGACGUGACGGUACCUGAUGAGAAGCCGCGCGAGGUGGACUCGAUGGAGUCUUUCUGGAUGGGCGAGACACUCAAGUACUUUUACCUCAUCUUCAGCAACCCAGAUCUUAUCAGUUUGGACGAGUAUGUGUUCAACACCGAGGCACAUCCUCUUAGGCGCUUGGUAGCCUAG